CGUCAAUCUCGAUGUGUUGACAGUUAACGCCGUACACGCCGUACACGCCACAAAUCCAUUGAAGACACCUACAGUAAUUAGGUGACUUCUAUUUUUCCAGACCUAGCAAGAGAACUAGGUAACCUGGUAAGACGAGGCUGAAAGGUUAGGCUCGGCUCAGCUAUCAACUUUUGACUGCUCAUCUACGAUACCUCGCUAAGGGUAUGGUAGAGAUCUCGAUAAGGAUGGAUAUGGAAUAACGUCUACUCAUCAUGUCAUCUAAACAGGGGAAGAGUUCAGCUGUGCCAAAAUUCGGUUCUUUCAAGCCAAAGCCCGAGACAACCCAAGUCCAACCAACUCAUGAAGAUGAUAAGUCAAGGCAACGUGAUGAACGCACUAUUUCUCGGAAGGAAAAUAGCCGCCAUUCCUUAGCAGAUAAAUCCCAUCAAUCUGACUAUACUCUCACUCAUGAAAUCUCAUAUCGUCCUCCCCCCUCGGAACAAGUUAAGGAUACCUUGUUCAUUUAUGACAAACGAGGUGACUCCUCGAUUAGGAGAUAUGGAGGUAUCAAUCGCCGUGAUGUUCCCAACUAUCAUCGUUUUGGAUCCGGCCGUAUUCUUGGGGUUGAUGGCUAUAUGAGAGUUGAUCGUACUAAAAGUCAUGAUGAGUUCUUCAUACUGGGUCAUCACGAAACCCGUUCUCUUCUCAGUAGUGACAGGAAGACCCUUUUAGCCAAAGGCCAUCAUAAAAUCCAACCUGUUAGGGUUCGACGGGAACGGUCACAAACAGUGACAGGGUCGGAGGAUUUUGUCCCCUUUAAGUCUGCAAGGAAACGAAAGCGAGCCGGUUCUGAGUCAGGGGGUUCGUCAAGCGAAGAAGAGCAAUCGUAUAGAUCAAUCUAUGGGAAGAGCAAGGAUCAUGAGAAUUCUGAUAGCGAUGUGAAUUAUGGUAGUGACACAUCCGCAGACCCAAGGGACAUCGGAUUGGAUGAUCCUAUAAAUUUCAAGUCAGUUGAAUUAUCUAGGAAAGUACGAGACCAUCCAGAAGACAUCGAUGCUUGGUUCGAGCUAGUCGAUCAUCAAGAUACUCUUCUGCGAGCAAGCGGUCAAGGCGAGCGUCAUCCCACAGCGGCAGAAGUCAAAAGCUUCGCUGAUAUCAAACUGUCAAUGCUUGAGCAGGCAUACUCUCAUGCAACUACUGAGUUUCAACGAGAGAAGUUGCAGUUAAGAAUCAUGCGAGAAGGUUCUAAAAUAUGGGAAGCUAAGACUUUAACGAAACGAUGGGAUGAAGCUCUCGAAAAGCACGGAACCAGUUUUGAACUGUGGAAAGACUACAUGAACUUCCAGCAAACGAGGCUAUCGGCAUUCCAGUACGAGAAGAUCAAGAAACUUUAUGUUGAACGACUCCGGCAAUUAGAAUUGAAAGCUUCGACUAAGGAACCCCAUCCGGAUCGCGUCCGGAUUUACGAACAGUUGAUAUACAUAUUCCUCAGAGCUACCCGCUUCAUUUCAGAUGCCGGGUAUAGAGAACUUGCUACAGCAGCAUGGCAGGCCACACUAGAAUUGACAUUUGCUCGUCCCUCAGCUCUAAAGGAACAAUCGACGACUGAAGUGCCCCCCAACUUCCAGGACUUCUGGGAGAGUGAAGUGCCGCGGAUAGGAGAGGAGUCGGCUGAAGGAUGGGCAGCUUUUGAGCAAAAUCAUGGAACACAAGAACCUCCCGAGCCCAAAUAUUUAGACAAGUCGACAUCUCCAAGUACUCGAGAUGGGUAUAAAGCGUGGUCAAUCAUUGAACAACACAAAGCUCAAGCUGCCACAAAUCCAGCUCGCACUUUGGACGAUGGAGCAGAGGACGAUCCGUUCCGAGUCGUUAUGUUUGCGGAUAUUCAAGAAAUAAUUUUGUUCCUUCCAACAGAAAUCAUCCCUAGUAUCCAGAAUCAAUUAUUAGAUGCAUUCUUAAUAUUUUGCCGAUUACCUCCCGCACACUGUUCCAGCGGUAUCGUCCGAAAUAUGACUUUGGACGAUUUCCUCGUUCGCAGUUCAGCGAACCUCAUCACUACAGAGGCUUCACCGGAUAUGGCCACGAAUUCCGAGGAGCAGGAUAAAAAGCCGCCGGAGUUCUUGCACGAUUAUCAACGAAUGGUUACCACAUCGGAAAUACUCUUUCCAGCGCCGAAUUGGUUUAAGAUCAUGAAGAAGAUUCGAGAUGAUUUCCCCACUGACCAAUACCAGUGGGUUUCCAUUACACUGAAACAGCUCGUGCGAACCUUCGGGGUCCGUGGACUUGCUCCAUAUUAUUUCGCUUUUGAGUCGAUCAAUGGCCCAGGGAAUGAGAAGAAAACGGCCAAGGCGUUGCUGAAGCAAGAUUCAACGAACAUCCUUCUAUAUCGAGGUUACUCAAUACUUGAAUGGACAAAGGGUAACAAGGAUGUCGCUCGUAAUACCGUAGCUGCUGCGAUGGGUUUAACGACAAUUUCGCCUCAUGAUAGGCUUUCCUUGGGUAUUGCUGCGGCGUGGAUGGAAAUAGAGGACCGCAAUUUGGCCAAGGGGACACUUCAACUAUGUUCCUUGUCAGAUGAUAAUUAUUCUACGACAUCGAUACUGCAAAAUUCAUCUACAUCCACGGCCCAAAUACUAAAGGCUAAACAGUUUCUAUCAUCGAACCGAGAUUAUUCAUUAUCCUCGGGCAAUGUCGAGGAUGCCAUCGUCUACGCCGAAGGCCUAGCUUUACUCGAAUACCUGACACAACAAAGCAAUAAAGAGCCUUCUAACGGAAUCCAAGGAGACAUAUGGUCCGCGAUUUCGAGCAUUUCGACCUGCUCGGAUGAACUAGUUGCACGUGGCCUGGGGAACAGUUCUUCUCAUGAGCGACUGCUCCAGUUUGCUGCUCGUCUACUUUACUAUUAUGCCAGUCAGGGGUCUUUCAGACCCGGGUUUCUACGUGAGCAGCUUACGAAGUACAUCAACUUCUUCCCUCAGAACACAAUAUUCCUCAGCUUAUUCGCGUGGAGAGAGGCACGUCUGAGCAUCGACGACAAUGUACGCUCUAUCCUCGAUAAAGUCGUCUUAGUCGAGCCACACGAUUGUGUCAGUAGCCGGGUGUUUGCCAUCCGCUAUGAGUCGCGCGCCGGCAACGUACACUCCACGCGAGCGGCAUUCGAGCACGCCCUCGAGAGCGACGCGUGCAAGAACCAUCCCGGCCUGUGGAUAUCGUAUAUCCGGUUCUGCCAUGACAACAAGGCGCUUAGGUCCAAGGCUAAGAGCGUCUUCUACCGAGCGAUCCAGCGCUGUCCGUGGUCGAAGGAAGUUUUCAUGGAGGCGUUCGUCACGCUGGGUAGAGACAUGGAUUCGUCGGAACUUAGGUCGGUCUACAAUACGCUCUGCGAGAAGGGGUUGAGAGUACAUGUCGAGAUGGAAGAGUUCGUGGAGAAGUGGCGGAGGGAGCAGAAGGAGAAGGAUAGGGUGAGGAGAUAGGUGUCCUCGGCUUAGAACCAUACGUGAGAUUGGCUUCUCUAGAUGAAACAUUGACAUUGGAUAACAAAUGACCACACCGCAUAAUAUAAACAAUAAGGACUUCUC
Molecule: messenger RNA, 3557 nt
Organism: Annulohypoxylon truncatum
Lineage: Eukaryota; Fungi; Ascomycota; Sordariomycetes; Xylariales; Hypoxylaceae
Product: DUF1740-domain-containing protein
Exons: 2
Coding region: 252-3452 (1066 amino acids)
Biological process (GO): regulatory ncRNA-mediated post-transcriptional gene silencing; negative regulation of RNA catabolic process
Cellular component (GO): catalytic step 2 spliceosome
Molecular function (GO): protein binding
Source: RefSeq, a predicted model, not a curated record